ACUGGCAUUCUACCUAUUACAUUUCUAUGGCACCAAUACGCAUCUGCAUCCCAUCGCUCAAGCGGCCGGAGGACACAAGAUACAGGGAUGAUGAUAAAUAUACCGAGAAACUGUGUUAUUACAGACAACAUCUCACUUAGUUUGGAAGGCGGUAUGUAUGCCUCAUCUUGGCAGGAGAUGCCGACCACUGCAGGAGAGUCAACCUUGUAAACGGGAGACGCAAAAAGAAGCUUAUGUCUGCAGACAAAACCACGACUGUGGGACUCUGCGGAGCUUAAAGAGCAUUAAGAACACAAACUAAUCCUGCGCAUUGGUCAAAACAUCACAACUAAGAGCGAUUUGAUCAAAGAAAGAUGAUGUUUGUUUUAACGAAGACUGUGGAGCAGUAGGAUCGCGAUCUUUUGGUGUCAUUUUAAUUGUAGACUGUGUGAAAUGGGAGCUUUGACAAGCCGUCAGAAUGCCGGAGUCGAGGAGGUCGAUAUACCGUCCAAUUCUGUUUACAGAUAUCCACCCAAAACCGGGAGUUAUUUCGCUAGCCACUUCAUAAUGGGAGGAGAGAAGUUUGAAUCAACUCAUCCUGAAGGCUAUCUCUUUGGUGAAAACACCGACCUUAACUUUCUGGGCAACAGACCAGUAGUGUUUCCAUACAAUGCCCCCCCUCCCCAUGAGCCGGUCAAAACCCUCCGCAGUCUCAUCAACAUCCGCAAAGACACUUUGCGACUUGUGCGGUGUAAUGAAGACAUGAAGGUGCCCGGACAGGAAGCUGGGAAGAGCCACAGCUGCUACAAUAUUGAGUUUACCUUUGAUGCCGACACACAGGUCGCCAUCACGAUAUACUAUCAAGCCAUUGAAGAGUUUCACAAUGGUGUGCCAAUAUACUUGCCACAGGACAGCUCUCUGCAGUCAGAGACGGUGCAUUUCAAACGCGGCGUCUGCCAACAGUUCUGUUUACCUUCACAUUACGUCAACCUGUCAGAAUGGGCAGAUGAAGAGCUUUUGUUUGAUAUAGAUAAAGAAGUCUUCCCCAUGGUUGUACAAGCAGUAGUGGACGAGGGAGAUGAUCACUUGGGACACUCGCAUGUUCUUCUCGCAACCUUUGAGAAGCACAUGGAUGAAAGCUACUGUGUUAAACCUCUUAAACAGAAACAAGUGGUGGAUGGUGUCAGUUACCUACUGCAAGAGAUCUAUGGAAUUGAGAACAAAUACAACAGUCAGGAAUCAAAGGUAACUGAAGAUGAGAUCAGUGACAACAGCGCUGAAUGUGUAGUGUGUUUGUCAGAUGUGCGGGACACACUUAUCCUACCCUGCAGACACCUGUGCCUGUGCAACGCCUGCGCAGACACGCUGCGUUACCAGGCCAACUGUUGCCCCAUCUGUCGACUACCAUUCCGCGCGCUUCUGCAGAUCCGAGCGAUGAGGAAAAAAUUGAACCCGCUCACGCCAACUGGAUUCAACCCUGUCAUUACUUCCCACACCUCAGACUCAGAGGAGCAUUCGGCAUCAGAGCACAUCCCACCCGGCUAUGAAGCUGUGUCCCUGUUAGAGGCGUUGAAUGGGCCCCUGAACCCGUCUCCAUCUGCUCCUCCGCUGCAGGGGCUCACCAGGGGCCAUGUUUCUGGAUCUGUUCCCACAUAUGGCAGCGAUAGCCACCACACGCCCGCACGCUCCCUCUCUCCACUAGAACACUCUGUCAACUCCAACAUGAAUGUGAAACACAAAAAAAGUAGCACUAAAUCCCUUUCCCAGAGUUCUUCAGUGCUUCCUGAGGAAGAAGAUGAGAAAUCAUGCAGUGAGUCUGAAGUGCAAACGUGUAGAAGAAAACUACAUGUAGAGCAGCAAGAGUCUGGGGUAACCCCGGAAAGUGACAACCUCACCCUGUCAUCCUCGGGGGCAAUAGAUCAGUCCUCCUGCAAUGGGACCCCGCUCUCCUCCACUAUCACCUCCCCAGAGGAUCCAGUAAGCAGCAGCCUGGCCCAGUCUGUGAUGUCGAUGGCAUCCUCUCAUAGUCAGCAUUCACAAAUCAGUACCGACACACUUUCUUCCAUGUCUGGAUCUUAUAUGGCUGGGGCCGAGGGAGAGGAGGUACCUGAGACACCUGCAGAGAGCAGGGCCCCAUUCCACCAUGAGGGUGAGGAAAUCCCAAAUUUGGAUGCAAAAGGGCAUAACUUUGUGGCUGCCAUAGAAGAACAGGAUUCAGAGGGAAAUGAUGUCACAGAAGAAGAUUGUGGAUCUCCAACCAAAGAACAGGGUGGGCGCAGGAGGAGCGAGGUGCCUUGUCCAGAGUUUGACAAUAACAAUCAGGGACAGUCUGACACCCACAUUAUGACAGGCCUGGACAAUGAGCAGCCUCCUGACGGCCGAUUCGCUGGUGAGUGGCAACCCCUCGAACAUGGACUUUCAGAUUGGAAGCAAUUGGGUCUGUUAUACCUUGACAUAUACCGUCACGGACGAGAUCCUUUGACACAUCAUGCGUCCACCAGCAACAUCAACCUGGAGGAGCCGGAGGUCAACAAUGAUGUGUCAAACCCAAAGAAUAAAUCUCAUCGUGGACAUCUAGCUGUGUGAAAUCCUCUUAGCCACUGUGCUGUCCUUAACCAAGAACAGAUCUACACGACUUCUAACAUGGUCUUCAUGCCAACAAACCUUUUGUCUGAUUGUAGAAAAUUCUCAUGAUUCACAUCCUACAUGCAAACCAGGGCCUAGGAGGAUGAACUGUGUGAUUUCCCCUCUCCAUUGUUCUAAGUGUUGUGUUUUCAGUGCUUUUUGAUGUUCAUACUGUAAAGCACCACGUUUACACCAACGCUCUGCCCUCCUCCGUGUGUAUGAGCUGAGGGAGGACUCGAGCAGCUCUCCUGAUGAAAUCUUGAAAAACAAGGUCAUGGUAAAGACUCCAGCCUCUAAUCCAGGCAACACUGCGGUCUCUAACAACCAGGCAAAUUUCACGGCUACGCUUUGUGAACGCUCAGAUGAAAUAUGCUGGCACUUAUUUCAUCUAUUAUACUUAACCCAGAUAAACAUAAAUCAUCAUUAAAUCCUAUGUUAUCUGAAAUAACAACAAUUUUAUCAGGCUUGUUCAAUAGAACACUCAUUAGCGGUUGUGAAUACACACCUACAUAACUAUAGUGACAUCACGUCAAAUUCAAAAAUGAAAAUACUGUCAUUAUUUACAUGCCCUCACGUCCUGUCAAGCUUGUUGAGCUUUUAAAUUAGAGGGACGAUUCAAUUAUUUACUAUUGGACACCAGUGACUAUGAUAGUAGGAAAAAUAAUGAUGUUAGUCAAAAGUGCCCCACUUUGGCUUUCCUACUUUCUUCAAAAUAUCUUCUUUUGUGUUUAACAGAACAAAGACGUUUAAAAAACUUUUUUUUCCUACUAUGGUAGUGAAUGGUGGCCAAGAACUGUUUAGUAACAAGCAUUCUUCCAAAUAUCUUCUUUUGUUUACAUCAGAACAAAGAAAUGUAAACAAAUUUUAAACAACUUGAGAGGGAGUCAAUGAUGAUAGAAUUUUCAUUUUUGGGUGAACUGUUCCUUUAAGAUUAAGAACAGAUGAGAACAUUUUGAGCAAUUAUAAUCCCAAACAUUUCUGCCCUCGUAGUUUGCUGCAGCUCACUUUGAGCGAUACAUAGGGGCCUGCAUGUCACAAAUAUACAAAGCUACCGAGCUGCCAGACCUGCAUCACACAUAACGGCCACGGAGAAGACACUUAACUGCUUAUCGCUGAGCCUUUUGAAAUAUUUUGUACUGGGAAAACCUGCCCGUGAGGUCCACAUCUGUGGUCAUAUAUCUCUGCUGUUAAUGGUAUCCCAAAUGUAACAAAGCUACUGUCAAGUUUUUCGUUUGUUUAACAAGCAGGUAUUCAUGCCAUGUGUUACGUGCAAUCUAACAUAUACAUAAGCUACACUUUAAUCUAUUUAUAUCCAAGCCUUGUAAUUACAGGAAAAGCAAAGCUGAUGUAUUGUAGCUCUUCAAAAGAGUGUUGUUGGACUGACAUGGAUUGGUUUGUCAAGUCAUUGAUGUAGUUCUCAUGUAUUGCUUUUGAAAAGUGUUGCACUUUUGGGGAUCCAGUGUUUACUUAGUUCUUAAAGUCUUCAACUGUAAGACAUGAUGUUGAAAAGUGUGCCACAACUUAAAAAAUAACAAUUGAUAGUAACAGUUCUGCCAAACAUAUUUAAUACAAAUAUGACCUGUUUUUCCGUGGGUUCACUUUACACAAUUCCUUUAGCUAAGACAGUUGUCUAGCUCCUUUGUUUAACUGUCUGUAUAACAGAAAGGAUUAACAGUAAUCAAAUAUCUGUCUUCAAAAUGUCUAUCCUACUUUAGAAAACAAACUUUUCUUUUUUGUGUAAAAUAUGUUCUUUUCUAUUUGUUUGUUAGAUUUGCGCUUGUUAUCAAUGUAACAGUCUGUUAAAUGUGUUGUUUAGUAUAUGAAUGGUGUGAAAUUGCUCCAAACGGGAUUGUAUACUUUACACAUGCACUAGUAGAUUUUUUCUCCCUUGACCGCAUAUGCGGUGCAUGAGAUAAGCGCAUGGUAGUUGCAGUCAAGAUAAUAGAAAUUUCUCGUUUGCACUAUAUGUUUAGCUCUUCCACACCAAGCUUCCACACACUAACACACGCAGUUUAAUCAAGAGGCAUUAAAUCACAAGACAAGCAAUACACUGGCAUAACAGCACGGUGUCUUAGAGGUACAGAUAAACACUGUACUCAUGCAUUGAAUGUUUUACAGCGGAAUGUCAAAUUUACCUGCAAAUUUACUUGCGUCUUUUAAGGGGCCCGGAAACUAACAUGCAUUCAGCAUGGAUAUAUUCAAGGGUUUUCUCGAAUUCUGUUAUCUGUAUUGCUUUUGUGAUUCUGUUUUGUCCUCUUUCUGCACCAGAAGGAGUGACACUAAUCCAAUAGUAUGUUAGGAAUGGGUUCUAUCAAUGCUUCAUCACUUUUUUAGAAUGAAGAUUACAAAAUGUCAAAAACACAAUAAACCUUUUGUUAAAAAUA
Triplophysa dalaica is the source of this 4988-nucleotide messenger RNA. RefSeq names its product ring finger protein 157 (gene rnf157). The transcript has 19 exons. Bases 433 to 2565 code for a protein of 710 amino acids. Gene Ontology annotation, cellular component: cytoplasm. NCBI's taxonomy places the organism in Eukaryota, Metazoa, Chordata, Actinopteri, Cypriniformes, Nemacheilidae. Gene Ontology annotation, biological process: protein ubiquitination. The record is from RefSeq and is a predicted model, not a curated record. Gene Ontology annotation, molecular function: ubiquitin protein ligase activity.